CUUUAACUUAUUUUGUGAACAUCAUCAUUCAUUGUGUCCGUGCUUUUAUUAUAACUUUCUUUCGUUUAUCCAUUAAGAACUUCAAAACCGAUGUUUUCAUCAGCUUCCAAUUGUAUAUGUCAGUUGCACUGUCAUAAUCUUCAUAUCCCUUCAUUGUAACCUUGUUGGCAAAUUAGGAAGAGAGUUUUUUUUAUUGAUUUCUGCUCAGCAUCUACUUCACUAACAAAUACCCUAUCUAUAUCUUUUUAGAGAAAAAUAACCCUGCCACACUUAGACGUGUAUGAAAUAACUAAAAAUUCCAGAGCCAGAAUGCUGUAUACUAGUAAGUUAAGGUCUGCACAGAAAUGUUUUAGUGGGAUAACUUAAUUUAGCCAAUAUGAAUUUAAUGUUUUUAAUGUAGACUUACACAUUAACCAAAGUUUAUUAGUAGUAUUUGGAUUUAACUAUGUAUAUGCUAUGUUAUGGUUCAAUUGGGACAUUUUGUAACAUGGUUGAGAUGGGGAAAUGAAUAACUUUUUACAUAAUUUAAACAUCAUCCUAAGUGAGCUUUUUGUUAUCAGUGUAAGGUGUUCAGUCUUGGAAACAUUGAAUUUUUCAUGUACAUUUAGUGUACAGUUCUGCAGUGUGUAGACCACAAAGUAGGUUGAGGAAGUUGCUGAUAAUUACAAUUUGCUGUGGUUACAGAUUACAAAGUGAGUUUCACAGUGCAGAGUCCCCCAUGCAUAUAUACAUUGGAGUUACUUAUUCUUCUACCAAGUUUGUGUUGCAUAAUAUACCCUGUAAUACUUUCAACUAUAAAGUGAACAUCCUUCAUUUUUCCAAGGUCAUGAAUGUAUACGUAGUGGCAACAUCUCUCAUGAAAAUACAUGAAGGCUACUUGGUUGCAAGAUUACGAGUCCAUUGUGUCAUCAAAUUCAUUAAAAAAAACCGACUACAGAAAAAUGAUAUAUGUCGAGUGUGCAGGUGUGAAGGCUCCAGUGACCGGCCACUCUUCCAUCCAUGCAUUUGUACUGGUAGUAUUAAAUUCAUCCAUCAAGAUUGUCUAGUACAAUGGCUACGAUAUUCACGGAAAGAAUAUUGCGAACUUUGCAAACAUCGAUUUCACUUCACACCAAUAUAUUCACCAGACAUGCCGAAGAGGUUACCUAUAGCAGAUAUACUCUCGGGCUUGGCUCGAAGUAUGGGGACAGCUGUGCGUUAUUGGCUACAUUACACUCUGGUAGCAGUAGCUUGGCUGGGGAUAGUUCCUCUCACAGCUUGCAGAAUAUACCGGUGUCUGUUUACUGGCUCAGUGUCUUCAGUCCUUACUUUACCUUUAGAUAUGCUUUCAACCGAUAACUUAGUGUCCGAUAUCUUCCAUGGAUGCUUUGUGGACUGUACACUAAGUGCAUUUAUCAGUCUAGUCUGGCUUCGGGAACAGAUACUUCAUGGGGGAGGGCCUGAUUGGUUAGAUCAAGAUGUGCAACAUGAACAUGAAGGUCAUGGUAACUUUGGUGUGGUUAAUCAAGUGAAUGGGGAUGUUGCAGCACACCCUGUCAAUGAUAAUGCAGCCCCUCCUCCAUUAGAAGCUCCAAAUCCUGAAGGUGGACAAGAUCAACCUAAUCAAGUACUAGCAGCUGUUCCAGCUAAUCAAAAUAUAGCUGAAGGUGGAGAUGGGGAGAUUUUACAUGAAGGAGUUCCUGGAAAUAACAAUAUGGAUCCAGGAGCAGCAGCUGAUGAUAUGAAUUGGAAUCCUAUAGAAUGGGAUAGGGCUGCGGAAGAGCUCACUUGGGAGCGACUCCUAGGACUAGAUGGCUCACUUGUGUUUCUUGAACAUGUCUUUUGGGUUGUUUCUUUAAACACAAUGUUUAUUCUUGUAUUUGCCUUUUGUCCAUACCAUAUUGGUCACUUCACUAUAGUUGGAUUUAAACUGAAAGGUUGGGUAUCAGCAUCACAUUUUGAAGGCCUGUUAACUGCGCUCUGUGGUUAUUGUGUUGUUGGAUUAUGCUUGGUCUUGUUACAUACACUAGCAGCAAUAAUCAGAUUAAAUAGGUCUAAACGUGUUUUAGGCUUAUGCUAUGUGGUAGUGAAAGUGGCUCUGUUGAGUGUGGUAGAAAUUGGAGUGUUUCCUUUAAUAGGAGGCUGGUGGCUCGACAUCUGCUCAUUAUCACUUUUUGAUGCAACUCUUAAGGAUCGAGAAUCAAGCUUCAAGAUGGCUCCAGGUACAUCCAUGUUCAUUCAUUGGCUGGUAGGAAUGGUGUAUGUCUUUUACUUUGCCUCUUUCAUCCUUCUCCUCCGAGAAGUUUUGCGUCCAGGGGUACUGUGGUUCCUUAGAAACCUCAAUGAUCCAGAUUUCAAUCCAGUACAAGAAAUGAUACAUUUACCCAUUGUUCGCCAUACAAGAAGAUUUCUAGCAUCCAUGGUAAUAUUUGGGUCUACUGUCCUUCUUAUGUUGUGGCUACCCAUUAAAAUAAUCCAUGGGCUGUGGCCUUCCUUCUUACCAUACCAUAUAACUCUUUCAAGUGAUACUCCAGUGAGUGAGUUGUCAUUGGAGCUGUUGCUGUUGCAAGUUAUUCUCCCAGCAUUAUUAGAACAAGGUCAUACACGAAUUUGGUUGAAGUUGUUAGUAAGGCACUGGUGUGCAGCUGUGUCGCAUGUUUUGGGUCUGAGGUCAUAUUUACUUGGUGAUGUUGCUUUGGAUACUCAGGGUGGAGUUGUUAUAGGUGGUGACGCAGGUGGUAAUGGUGAUGCAGCAGCAAAUGAUGUAGCAGCACCACAGGAAGUGGAGGAACCAGCAGAUGGACUUGCUAAUCCUGUUGUUGGUGGUGGUGGUGAUGCUCUUGGUGGUGGUCUUGGAGCAGCUCACCAAGCAUUACUUCAGCGUGAUGGCCCAACUGGUUUUCAGGCUUAUGUGCGUCCACGAUGGUUUGGUAUAAGGAUUUUGGGAUUGGUGAUAAUGAUGUGUGUCAGUUUAACAGGUGCAUCAAUAAUAUGCCUCACCCUUCCAGUCCUUGUAGGGAGACAUUGUAUGUACCUUGCACUUGGAGAUACAAAGGUACAUGAGCUGUAUACCGGUGCUUGUGGGUUGUACUUAUGCUUGCUUGGUAUACGUGGAAUUACCCUUCUAGCUUCAUGGAUUAUGCUAGGUUGGACUCAGGUUAUUCUCCGAAUUCGUCAGUGGGGUAUAAUGGGAACAAAAGCAUUGGUGGCUCUCUUAGUUGUGGCCGUGUUGAUUCCACUAAUGGUUGGUGUUUUAAUGGAACUGGUGAUUGUCAUACCACUUCGAGUACCUCUUUACCAAACACCAAUUCUAUUUUUGUGGCAGGACUGGGCAUUAGGAGUCUUAUAUACUAAAAUCAUGUGUGCUCUGGUAAUGAUGGGGCCAAAUUGGUGGCUGAAAACAAAUCUUGAACAUAUUUAUCUAGGAGGUAUUCGUGGUUUAGACUUGAAUCUCCUGGUGGGGCAAACUGCCCUUCCUGUUAUAGCAUGUCUUGGUGCCUGCCUUACAGUGCCGUAUGUGACAGCCCAUAGUAUUGCUCCACUCAUUGCACCACCUAGUGCAUUAAUAUUGGUGGAACGAAGGAUUUACCCAGCAUUGUUGGUCAUUACUCUUCUUUCAAGUUUAAUCAUCAUGCAAGUGGUUCAGUUUACCCGCUUAUAUGAGCACAUAAAAAAUGACAAGUAUCUAGUGGGAAGAAGACUAGUUAAUUAUGAUCCAAGCACCAGCCAGCCACCUCCCCUUCUGCAAGAAAGUGAAGUGACACCUUUUGUUAGGUGAAGGUGCCAAAUACUUUUAAAAAGGAUAAAUUAAUUAAACUAGCCUCUUGUCAUCAAUGAGGUGGAACUGAUGAGGCUACCCUGGAAAAAUUCUGGUCCUACAAGUGUAUUUUGUAGAAAUGGUAUGAUAACUUGGUCUGUAUUGACCGUCAGUGUGAUAAUAUUUUAAUAGAUGCAAGUGGUUGCAUCAGAGAGACACUGUGUGCAUUCUUGGUUCAUUGCUGAGUGGACUCAUAAUAUUUGAGCCUCAGGUAUUUAAUGCAUAUCUUGCCUUUUGGAAAAAGGUAGGAUAGUAUCAGGAAAAUAAUCUGCCAGUGAAUGCAAAAUGCCAUUUACUUCAUGGAAACUGAUAUUAAAGCAGCAUUACAGUCGUAUUUCAAGAAGCUGGAAGAGAAAGUUUUCUCAAGUGUUAAAUACAGUAUGCUGUUGUCAUGUCCUAGUGCAUAUGUUUGAAAUGAAGUAGCUCUUAUUGCAGUGAGGUUGCCAAGUAUUGUGAUAUAUUUGCACAAAAAUUUAGUGAUAACAUCUUGGCAGACUAAAACAUUGAGUCACUUGAACUAUAUAUAAAAGGUUACCAAAGUUAAGGACAUGUUUGAAAUGAAUUGUGUAUUUUCAUAUUAAAGGUUCAAACUUGUUUUUGGGAGUAUUUACACUUAAAUUGCUAUGGACUUGCCUGUCAUGAGAGGGGCUCCGUUUAGCUUAUGGUUUAAUAAAGAUGAACAAUCAAAA
Messenger RNA from Macrobrachium nipponense, 4485 nucleotides. RefSeq names its product E3 ubiquitin-protein ligase MARCHF6-like. NCBI's taxonomy places the organism in Eukaryota, Metazoa, Arthropoda, Malacostraca, Decapoda, Palaemonidae. Gene Ontology annotation, molecular function: zinc ion binding. Gene Ontology annotation, cellular component: endoplasmic reticulum membrane. The record is from RefSeq and is a predicted model, not a curated record.